This is a messenger RNA of Achroia grisella, 1179 nucleotides long. RefSeq names its product G protein-activated inward rectifier potassium channel 4-like. Gene Ontology annotation, molecular function: inward rectifier potassium channel activity. Gene Ontology annotation, cellular component: plasma membrane. The transcript is spliced from 3 exons. Gene Ontology annotation, biological process: potassium ion import across plasma membrane; regulation of monoatomic ion transmembrane transport. Bases 1 to 1179 code for a protein of 392 amino acids. The record is from RefSeq and is a predicted model, not a curated record. Lineage: Eukaryota; Metazoa; Arthropoda; Insecta; Lepidoptera; Pyralidae.
AUGACAAAUAAAUCAAGGAGGAUAUUUGAGAAUGGACACUGUUCACAAAGUUCGGUUGAAUCGAGUAUUUUAACGCCUGGUAUUUACUAUCCAAGGAAUAACAACAGUAGAUUCUUCAGCACACGUCAAAAUCGCAGGAAAUCUGAUAGAAGAAGAGUUACGCAGAAAAAUGGAGAAAUAAAUGUGGAGAAAUUUAUCAAUCCCAAAUUUAGAAUAUUUUCUCACUGGUUCAUCACUUUGGUUGAAGCCAGGUGGCGAUGGACGUUACUUAAUUUCUUCGUAACAUACAUUGUCGAUUGGUUGUUUUUCGGUUUGGUUUAUUGGCUCAUCCUUUUUAGGCACGGUGACUUGUCUGAGGAUCAUCUUCCUCAAAAUCAAAAUGUGUCUAAUUGGACCCCUUGCAUAAAAAACAUUUAUGGAUUUACUUCAACUUUCUUAUUUAGCAUUGAAGUUCAUACCACUGUUGCUUAUGGCAAGAGAGCCAUAACGUUAGAAUGUCCUGAUGCAAUAUUUGCAAUGUGUAUACAAUGUAUCUUUAGUUCAAUUUUCCAAUCAUUUAUGAUUGGUAUCCUCUUUGCAAAAUUAACAAGGCCUAAAGCAAGAACUCAGACAAUACUCUUUAGCAAAAAUGCUAUUAUUGCUCUGAGAGACGAGAAAUUAUGUAUGAUAUUUAGAGUAGGUGAUAUAAGAAAGUCUAGAAUUUUAAAUAUUAAAGUAUCAAUGUUUAUAGUUAAACUAGAAAUAGGUUCUGAAUUUUUAGAUGAUGCCGAACAAAUAGAAAUGAAAGUGGAAUUAGACGGUUGUGAAUCUAGUUUCUUUUUAUGGCCUGUUGCAGUUGUUCACAUAAUCGACGAAAUGAGUCCUUUGUACAAAAUAUCAGCAGCUGACUUAUUUUGCGGUAGAUUAGAAAUUUUAGCAGUUUUUGAAGGUAUUAUAGAAUCUACUGGACAACCAGUGCAGGCUAGAUCGAGUUACACUGAGAAUGAUAUUAUUUGGGGGCAUCGAUUUGUUCCUUUAAUGAAUUAUCGCAGUUCGAAUGAAAUGUUUGACGUAGAUUUUUCUAAACUCAACAUAACCGAACAAAUAGACACUCCACUGUGUUCGUCUCAAGAAUAUGAUUUUUUGGUAACCUCUGUUAGACAUUCUGUUUGUACAUCUGAUAACAGUAACAUACCAUGA